UCAUUUUAAUUUUCUGUAGUAAAAAUGAUGGUUACAGUACUGGCACAGAUUAUAGACAGACUGCCUUUAUAAGAGCUUGAUGAUUAAUGCAAUAUUUUGCAACAAUCGUGCUUUUCGGCAUAAUAAAUGUAACGUAGUAAACAUGAUAUCAACAAAAAUGUAGAAAUAAUUAGCAAUUGAGUGAAACAAUACAAAUUGUAUAAUCUAAUACAUCUAUGAGUAUUAGUUCAUAUGAUCGUGAUUGAGCAGUCUAACAUAUCUUACUGGGGGACAUUUUUAAAUUAGUUUGAACAUGCUUUGCCUUGUCCGGUUUUUUCUACAUAGGAUAAUAUUUGUGUGAUGUAUACUUUAUUUCAAAUUACUGAUGGCCGCAGAAUGUCAUUACCACUCAUGGUCAAGAAGACACACUAUAUAGCCAAAACUAUAUGAACACCUGAUAUCCAAGAUCUUAUACAAAACUGUGGGCAUUAAUAUGGCGUUGGCAAAGCCAUCGCUGCCGUAACAACCUCCAUUGUUCUGGGAGGGCUUUAUACUAGAUGUUGUGUAGAUGUAGAUUGACUGCACCCAUACGCUGAGCGACAUUGAUUCCAGAAAAUAAAGCACUAGGUCACAGUUAGAAAGAAAGUGAGGCAGUGAGAAUGACUUCUUCAGCAGUCAGAGGAUGCUUCGGCAGAUGCUUCAAAAAAAUGUAAAUGCAAACGCUACAGCCAGGCCCUUCAUGGAAAUAAUGUGAAGUGCCUCUUUGUUUAAAUGCGUGUGGAUGGAUUUCUUGUUUGCAUCUCUUUUGAAAACACAAGCAUAUUUGUUUUUGGCUUCCGUAAAACUAGUAUUUUAUUUCCUCAUUCAGAAACUGUUCAGAUCUCCCUCUUCACCAUGCAGCAUCUCAACACCUCCAGCUCCAACUCCACCUUCUGGAAUAUUGACCAAGUGGCCCCCAGUGUGGUCCUGGGGCUGUGCUGUCUGAUGGGCGUCCCUGGCAACAUUGCGGUCAUCGUGGUGAUAGUGCGCAGGUACAAGAGUGAGAAUUUCACCCUGAAGCUGAUGCUGAACCUGGCGGUCUCUGAUCUUUUGUCCCUCAUCACACUACCGAUGUGGAUCUAUGCCUUGCUAUACGGCUGGGUGUUUCAAUGCUUGACCUGCAAGUUAAUAACUUACUUUAUCUACUGUAAUUUAUACUCAAACCUGCUGACAGUCACCCUGAUGAGCGUGCAGCGCUACCUGGCUGUGCUGUACCCUCAGUACUGGGCGAGGCUGCGUGGGAUGGGUGAGAGGGUUCUGCUGGUCACCCUGUGGGGGCUGUCAGGUGUUCUUGCCUCCCCCAUGAUCGUGAAUCGGGAUGUGGUUGUACUCAAGGACAAAGGUCAGUACAGUUGUAUUAGGAAGUUCAGGUCAGACGGGGAGGCAGUGGCCGUUCUGCUCAUGGAGACUCUGCUGGGGUUUGUUGUCCCUUUCUCCAUCCUGGUCACCUCUUACUUCUGCCUCCACAAGAAAGUGAACCAGACCGCCUUCUUCAGAAACCAGAGGAUGACCAGGCUUGUGACCAGCAUCGUGGUCACCUUCUUCAUCUUACGGAGUCCCUUUCAUGUCAUCAAUGUGCUGGAAAUAUCCUCGAUCAUGCUAAAAUCCAGAAGUCUGCUUAAAUUCUCUGAGGUUGCUCAGAACCUUACUGGAGCUCUCACCUUCAUCAACAACUGUGUGGACCCCUUCCUCUAUGCCUUCAGCUCACGAAAUCUCAAGAUUCCCAGUCAUCAGGAAACAUCAGAAAUGUCUCCACCAGGAAUGUCUUAAACAUCUGGCCAUCUUCCUAACGUCUCCACAGCUGAGGAACUCCAUUCUUACUGCUACAGUAAACUGUCUGUUGAACUGAAAUGUACAAUUGACAGUUCAAGCAUUUAUCAGAUGCAAAGUAACGUCAUGGAGCCAUGUCAGUUUUUGUACAUAGCCUUUUUAUCAUCUAGAUUGCUUCUUAAAUUUCUUUCUACGUGCUUAGCUUUUUAUAAAUUAGACCAGUCAUAUUAUUAUUAAGCAAGGCUGAUGUUUGUUUCAUUCAUAAUACAAAUCUUCUACUUAUGCAAAUACUUUUCAAUAAAUUUUUUUCUUGUUGGUGACAAUUGCAUGAAUAUUACACUGCUACUGUAUAGUCUCUCGAGGAGAAAGUAUCCAAAUUUUAUCAGUAAUGAUACAUUUACGUUCUAUUACUCAUUACUUCGCCCUUAAUUAUAUGCAGAAUCUGAACAAAUAUAUUUUUUCAACACAUACCACUGCAGAAUCACAUAGGAAACCAGGUGUGGUUAGAGUUUGGAUGACAUCUUAAUUCUAAAAAAUGAGCUGAAGCUGAACACCAAGCUGAUGUGAUAUGAAUGUUAUACAUUUUCAGAGGGUCUGCUCCUCUGUCGGGUAUGUAACAUGCAUCUUGUGUGAACUGACUCCCCAUCUGAAACAUAAAAAAUACUGACUGGAUAAUGAUCUAUUCAUAAGCGAUUAUGAAACCCUUGGGAUAGUAUUUGGAAUAAUCUUAGUUUUAGUUUAUUUUAAUCUUAGUUUAUCUUAGUUUAUCUAAAAAUCCUGAUCAUCAGCUUACGCAUG
Molecule: messenger RNA, 2586 nt
Organism: Anguilla anguilla (European eel)
Lineage: Eukaryota; Metazoa; Chordata; Actinopteri; Anguilliformes; Anguillidae
Product: leukotriene B4 receptor 1-like
Exons: 1
Coding region: 751-1788 (345 amino acids)
Biological process (GO): immune response; G protein-coupled receptor signaling pathway
Cellular component (GO): membrane
Molecular function (GO): G protein-coupled receptor activity
Source: RefSeq, a predicted model, not a curated record